Messenger RNA from Ziziphus jujuba (common jujube), 1257 nucleotides. RefSeq lists its product as uncharacterized. The coding region runs from base 120 to 1049 and encodes 309 amino acids. NCBI's taxonomy places the organism in Eukaryota, Viridiplantae, Streptophyta, Magnoliopsida, Rosales, Rhamnaceae. The record is from RefSeq and is a predicted model, not a curated record. The transcript is spliced from 5 exons.
GCCCGGACAAACCAAGCCAAUAUGCUGCGAAUCUUCUUCGGCCCCCUUGCCAUAUAAAAACAACCACCCCCACCACCAUAUAUCAAAACCAAAAACCAAAAAUCAAACACCAACUAACCAUGGCAACCACUAGAUUGUUACGGUCCUCUAAACCUUUGAAUUUUCCUUCUUCUUCUUCUUCUCCGCCGUCUUCGUCUCAGGCGACGAUGGUUAGGUGUCUGAACAACGGAGAGAAAAGAGUUGUUGGUGGGAGCUGUAGUAGUACUGGUCAUCAUGAUCAUGAUCAUCAGCAUCUUUAUCAUCAUCAGAGGAAUCAAACGGUGGCCGUAAAGGCUUCCCUUUCCACUUCGGAGAAUGUUAUGACAGCGUCCAAACCAAAGGAGGUUCAGAUUGGAGGAAUCUUAGAAUAUUUGGUUUCUGUGAUUCUAAAUGCAAACCAUGCUGUCCUUGUUUUCUUGAGAAACACUUUCAGACAAAAAAGUCUUAAGCAUCGACUCCAGAUGGCCAUUGAAAAGAUGAUUAUUGACUGUCGAUUUUUUACAUUGUUUGCUGUUGGAGGCUCAUUGAUCGGUUCUGUAUUAUGUUUCCUUGAGGGAUGUUUUACAAUUUUAGAGUCAUAUUUCCGGUAUUUCCAUGCAUUAUCAGAAAAAUCGGAUCAAGGACAUGUAGUGGAGCUACUUAUUGAAGCCAUAGAUAUGUUCCUAGUAGGAACAGCCAUGCUAAUGUUCGGGUUUGGCUUGUAUGCCAUGUUUGUUGGAUCAAAUAUCAUCAAAGAAAAAGGUUCAACACUUUCUGGAUCGAACUUGUUCGGUCUCUUCUAUAUGAAGAUGGUUCCUGCAUGGGUUGAAAUGCAAACAGUAUCGCAAGCAAAAUCGAAAAUUGGACAUGCAAUGAUGAUGAUACUGCAAGUGGGAGUGCUACAGAAGUUCAAAAGCAUACCAUUGGUUACUGGUUUGGAUCUUGCAUGUUUUGCUGGAGCUGUGUUUCUUUCAUCAGCUUGUAUCUUUGUUCUUUCCAGAAUCUCUUACAGCAGUACGGACGGAUAUUAGAAGAUGGACAAUCGAAUUUUCUUUCAUUCACUUUUAAACAGGAUCAUGAACAUAUAUACGUACUUAGACCUGUUCAAUUUAUCACAUUAAUUCUUUUUUUUUUUUUUUGAGAUAUGAGUUGUAUAUGUUGCUAUACCUUCGAAAGUUCAAAAUAGAAAAUUUUCUAACAGUUAUAGAUGAUAUAUUCAUGUUAGGAAAUUUUGUUUAA